Messenger RNA from Acanthaster planci (crown-of-thorns starfish), 1304 nucleotides. RefSeq names its product DNA polymerase epsilon 3, accessory subunit (gene pole3). Lineage: Eukaryota; Metazoa; Echinodermata; Asteroidea; Valvatida; Acanthasteridae. The record is from RefSeq and is a predicted model, not a curated record. Gene Ontology annotation, biological process: heterochromatin formation; leading strand elongation; DNA damage response. Gene Ontology annotation, cellular component: CHRAC; epsilon DNA polymerase complex. Gene Ontology annotation, molecular function: chromatin DNA binding; protein heterodimerization activity.
GCGCGGUCGCACAAAACCCUGUUUCUAACAUCAUGUACAUGUACAUUGUAGUUCCUCGAAACCUAGCGUCACACACGACAUACACUUACGCAGAAAAAAAUUAUUGGGCUUUAACGUCGUUAAAACUUUAAGUUCAAUACAGUAGUGUUGAGUAGGUGGCAUAUCUGGAAAACGAGUUUAAGAAGCUGUCCUUUGAUUUCUUUGGCCGUCGUCCAUUUCGGGAGUAUUGCUUGGUUUUCCUUCUGAAUAUAAACGUAUCCACCAGUGACGAUGGCAGAGAGACCAGAGGAUCUAAACCUCCCACAUUCUGUAAUCACAAGAAUUAUGAAAGAAGCGGUUCCUGAAGGCAUCAGUAUUUCCAAGGAGGCUCGUAAUGCCGUUUCCAAGGCAGCUAGUGUGUUUGUACUCUAUGCUACUUCAUGUGCUAACAACUAUGCACUGAAAGGAAAGAGGAAAACACUGAAUGCCGCAGAUGUCUUCGCUGCCAUGAAGGACAUGGAGUUUGAAGAGUUUAUUGAACCACUGGAGAACAGCCUUCAAGAGUUCCGUCAAGAACAGAAGGGCAAGAAAGAGGCAUCUGAGAAAAGGAAGCAGAACAGGUCAGAUGCAGAGAAAGCAGAAGGGGAAGACACAGAGCAGAACAUCUCCAGUGAGAUGGAGGAUAGAGAAGAUGAGGAAGAUGAAGAAGAAGAUGAGGGUGAAGAUGAAGAUAUUGAUGAGGACAUUGAUGAAGAGGAUGGAGAAGACAUUGAUGAAGAGGAUGGAGAAGACAUUGAUGAAGAGGAUGGAGAAGACAUUGAUGAAGAGGAUGGAGAUGAAGUGGAAGAAAUCGAGGAUGAUGAAGAAACUGUUGGAGAAGUUGAGGACGAUGAUGUCCAAGAAGUAGAAUGAGGGAGAUUGAAAACUGAUGAAGACCAAGUUAAAAACGUGGUGAAUUUCUAAAUGGCAAGAAAAGAUUACAGUUUCCUGUCGACUUGAAAUUCAAAACAAGAUGGACGUUUUCUGAACUGAGAACGUUAUUUACCCAUUCUUAUGCCAGAGUAAACUUAACCCUCGAGGUUUGGUAUAAAUCACAAAGAAUAUUGUUGGAUUUAGCAUGAUGAGGGAUAUACUCACAUGUUGACAUGUGACCACACACAUUGAAUUCUUGUAAAAUUUUGUACUGUGCUUGAAUACAUGUGGAAGCUAGUUAUAGGUAUUCUCUUUAGAGUUUGGAACUAAAGGCAGAAGAACCGUUGUAAAUAUUAGCAUUUUGCGCUGUUCCUUUGAAUGAAUUAAAUUGUCGAGCAACAAUUUUACACUGU